CUUUGUGUGGAGGGGUUGUAAAAAACGCCACGGUUGGCCGGGUGCUGUCACCCUCACCCCAUUCGGGCCCUAACAGCACCCUGGACCGCAGCUGCUCUUGGUCCCUGGAGGCUCCUAACGGCCAAAGGCUGCACCUGCAUUUGGAGAGAAUGGUGUUGGGCCCGACAGACAGGCUGGUCUUAUGGAGCGGCCUUGAUGCAGGUUCGGUGGUCCUGUUUGAUUCCGGGCGUGGCGGUCCCAUCCCCUUUGAAGGAGUGAUCAGCGAAGGUCCGGCUGUUCGGGUCCAGUUUAUAACAGACCAACCUAACAGUCACAACACUGGAUUCAAUAUACGCUAUGAAGCAUUUGAGAAGGGCCACUGCUACGAGCCGUACAUCCAAAAUGGAAACUUUAGCACGACUGACCCGAUUUACGGCGUGGGGACGGUGGUGCAGUUCACCUGUGACCCCGGGCACUCGCUGGAGCAGGGGCCGCCCGUCAUCGAGUGCAUCAACACACGAGACCCCUACUGGAACGACACGGAGCCCCUCUGCAAAGGUAGAGGAUUACAUUACCCUACAUGCUACACAACACACAUCACUGCUGAUGAAAAUUCUCACAUGUCGGCCAGCUCGGCCUGA
Molecule: messenger RNA, 620 nt
Organism: Sinocyclocheilus anshuiensis
Lineage: Eukaryota; Metazoa; Chordata; Actinopteri; Cypriniformes; Cyprinidae
Product: seizure 6-like protein
Exons: 4
Biological process (GO): synapse maturation; regulation of protein kinase C signaling
Cellular component (GO): endoplasmic reticulum; neuronal cell body
Source: RefSeq, a predicted model, not a curated record